Molecule: messenger RNA, 4986 nt
Organism: Vanessa tameamea
Lineage: Eukaryota; Metazoa; Arthropoda; Insecta; Lepidoptera; Nymphalidae
Exons: 1
Coding region: 1-4986 (1661 amino acids)
Biological process (GO): DNA integration
Molecular function (GO): nucleic acid binding
Source: RefSeq, a predicted model, not a curated record
AUGGAGAAGUUACUUAUGAAACAGGAAGAUACAUUAGAGCAAUUAAAGAAAGCUUUUAUAAAUUAUAAAAAAACAUCCAAAGAUAGAUUGAAGGCUUCUUAUAUAGAAUCAAAAUUAGAAAACUUAAAUAGAUUGUUCGAAGCUUUCAUCAAUAUACACGGUGAUAUAGUUGGCAGUAUUAAGAGAGAGGAAAAGGCUAAAUUACCAUACUUCACCGAAGAUAUGUACACAGUAUUUGAAGAUAUUUAUACAGAAUAUAAAGCUAGAAUCAAGGAUGAUCUCCGAUUGUUUAGUGCAAAUGCCUUUUCACCACAAGCACAUGGUCCUGAAGGAUUGGUCCUAUCGAAUACAAAGGUGAAAUUACCACAGAUCCAAUUACCAAAAUUUUCUGGACUAUAUGAGGAAUGGCAAACCUUUCACGAUAUGUUUACCUCAUUAAUUCAUCAAAAUACUGCAUUGAGUCCAGUACAGAAGAUGCACUAUUUAAAGAGUAGUCUAACAGGGGAACCGGAAAUAUUACUAAGGAAUUUAACCACAACAGAUUCUAAUUAUGAAGACGCUUAUGAGCAAUUGAUUCGCCGUUAUAACAACAAACGCUAUAACUGCAACGAAAUCAUGAAACGUUUACUCUCACAAAGAAAUGCCACUGAUUCUGCAAGUUCCAUCAAGUCACUACUGGAUGUUACAUCUUCAUCGCUUAAAUCAUUGCAAAACAUGGGCAUAGAUACCACCUCAUGGGAUGUAAUCGUUAACUAUAUCGUGGUCUCAAGACUUGAUUCAGAAUCAAGAAAGUUGUGGGAAGCAAAGGUCAGUGAGUUAGACUCGGACACAUUACCGACGUGGAAUCAACUAGUAAAUUUCUUAGAGUCAAGAUUCCGGACAUUCGAAAUGAUUAGUGGCAACAACAAGUCCGUCGUAAAAUCCCCAACUAUGCACUACAACAACACCAAACCGAAAGUGUUUCAUUCCACCGCCCAAGAAGAUAAUAAACGAGCAAAUCCUACUUGUACUAUUUGCAAAGGUCAGCAUCUAUUGUAUCAAUGCAAACAAUUUGCAAAGCAGACUCCUAAAGAGAGAACCGAAAUAAUACAAUCAAGGAGACUCUGCUUCAAUUGUUUUGCACCUACACAUUCCGUUAAAGAAUGUCGAUCGUCAACUUGCUGCCGCCGCUGCGGCAGACGACACCACACACUGUUGCAUCUGGAGAGGAGCGAACUACCAAGUUUAGCAGAAGCUCAAUCUAUCAAUAAGGACAAUAUUGAAAAGGAGACACCAGUGGUAGCUCAUUUAGUUACUAAAAAAAAUCAGAAGGAGAUGUUGUUGGCUACUGCAAUAGUCAGAGCAAGUUCUGCCAAUGGGUACUCACAAGUUGUACGAGUUCUUAUUGAUCCAUGUUCAGAGGGUUCUUUUAUAAAUGAAGCAACGACACAAUCACUGGGUUUAAAGAGAACCAAUAUCAAUGGUCUAGUCUCUGGUAUAGGUGAUAAGUUAGCAAGAUCAAGAAACAUGGUGUCAUUAAGCUUAGAGUCUAUUCACAACCAAAAAUCAAAGCACACAAUAAAUGUUGAUGCUUACGUAUUGAGAAAGUUGACAUCAUUUUUACCAACAUGUCAAACAAAGAUUACCGACUGGCCAGAAAUUAAGAGCCUUAGCUUGGCUGACCCUGAGUAUGGAUCACCUGCAAAAAUCGAUAUGAUUCUAGGAGUAGAAGUAUAUGAAGACAUAAUUCUAAAAGGCCUCUUAAAACAUCCAACAGAGAAGGGCCCGAUAGCACAAGAGACACAAUUUGGUUGGGUUCUAUCAGAUCGAGUAAGAACCAAUUUAAUUUCAACAAACCCCCAAUUAGUUGGUUUUCAUAUACGAGUAAAGGAGGAUGACCUAUUAAAAAAAUUCUGGGAAAUUGAAAGAGAGCCUGAUGCAAUUUCGAAGAAGUUUACUAAAGAAGAACUCAAGUGUGAACAAUUUUUUGAAGCCACUACUACAAGAGACAACGAAGGUCGAUACGUGGUGCAAUUACCUUUCAAAGAGCAUAAGCCAAGAUGUGUUGAAGGUAAGACAAGAGAUAUAGCCUUGCGUAGAUUCUACUACUUAGAGCGAAAAUUACAAAAUAAUCCACCACUAUAUGAAGAAUAUAAACGCGUAAUUAAUGGAUACAAAGACCAAAAUCAUAUGGUACGGAUUCAGAAAAUUGAUGACAUACAUAACACAAAGGCUGUGUACUUGCCUCAUCAUCCAGUGGUCCGAGAGGAUAAAGAGACUACAAGGGUACGCAUUGUCUUCGAUGCGUCAUGCAAAGGUAUUAACAGAGUGUCCUUAAACGAUUGUUUUCUUGUUGGACCGAAGCUGCAGCAAGAUCUGCGCCACAUUUUGAUGCGAUGGAGACGUCAUCCUUUUUGCAUACUAGCAGAUUUGGUACAAAUGUACAGACAAGUUCGAGUUGACGAGAAGGACACUGACUUUCAGCGCAUUCUUUGGCGAUCGAACCCUAAUGAUCCAAUUGAACAUUAUAAACUUUUGAGACUUACUUUCGGUACAGCCUGUGCUCCUUAUUUGGCUGUUAAGGCAUUACAACAACUUGCAAAGGAUGAGGAAGCACAGUACCCGCGUGCAGCUAAAAUCGCCCUUCAGGAUUAUUACAUAGAUGACCUGCUAACAGGAUGUGAGACGGAGAUGGAAGCAGUAGAGAUAUUUGAAGAAAUGAAUAACCUGAUGAGUGCAGGCGGGUUUUGUUUACAAAAAUGGUGUAGUAACAGUGAGAGAUUAAUGAAUCAUAUUCAAGAAGAGUGUAAGAAAUUAGACCAACCCUUAAUUUUUAAAAUCAAUAAUAUGAUUAAGGUAUUGGGUAUUAGUUGGAAUAAAAACAGUGAUAGUUUCGAAUAUACACUACAAUUACCAAAUUUAUGUGAAAGUAUUACGAAGCGCAAGGUUCUAUCUGAAAUUGCUAGAUUAUAUGAUCCAAUGGGAUGGAUUUCGCCGGUAAUUAUAACAGCCAAGAUAUUCAUCCAAAAAUUAUGGAAGGCUAAGUUAGAAUGGGAUGAGAAAUUACCAGCCGAGUUGCACAAAGAAUGGUGCUCAUUUCGUCAAGAUCUGCACAACGUAAGAAAUAUAGUUAUACCAAGAUGGUUACAGUCUCAUAAAGGUGACAAAAUAGAACUACACACGUUUGCAGAUGCAUCUCAAGCAGCGUACGCUGGUGCUGUAUAUAUGAAAGUGACGGAUGGUUUUGGCAAUAUUCGUGUUAAUUUAGUGACAUCCAAAACGAAGGUAUCUCCAGUUGAGAAAGAAAUUAGCAUUCCUCGGCUAGAAUUAUGCGCCGCCUUACUUGCGACUAAAUUGAUACACGAAGUUUCGCAAAUUAUGCAAAUACCUAAAGAAGAUUUAUACGCAUGGUCAGAUUCCACAGUUGUAUUAGCUUGGGUCCGUGGAGAACCGACGCGAUGGAAUACAUUUGUUAGUAACAGAGUUUCUGAAAUUCAUACCAUGCUAGAUUCCAGUCAGUUCCGUCACAUCGAAACAAUUAAUAAUCCUGCAGAUUGUGCUUCGAGAGGUAUAAAGGGUGCUGAUUUAGCUGGUCUCAUGCUGUGGUGGCACGGUCCAAACUGCCUUCACCACAAUAGUACAUAUGUUUUACGCGAUGAUUUCUCCACCACUAUUGAGGAGCGACCCAUAAAGACUUUAACAGCCAUCAUUCAAUCAGAAGAGGAAUUGGUCUGGACGAGAUUUUCAAACUUAACAAGAAUGGUCAGGAUUUUAGCUUAUUGUAAGAGAUACAUAGACAUAUUAAAGUUAUCUAAGAAAAAUAGAGUAAUACUAUCAAAAGAACGAAGGAUCAAGGAGUUUGAAAUGAUUACUGUGAAAGAAAUGGAGGAAGUUCUUAGAACAAUUAUAAGAAACACCCAAAAUAUUUAUUAUGCGGAAGAAAUACAACAGAUAAGGUCUCAUGGAGAAGUUAAAAGAAAAAGUUCACUACACACUCUCUACCCUAUGUUAGACAAAAAUAAAGUCUUAAGAGUAGGUGGUCGUAUUAAGGAGUCAGAAGCAAGAUUUGAUGUGAAGCAUCCAGUUAUUUUACCGAGUAAUAGCCAUCUUACUUCAUUAUUAAUAACUGAUGCUCAUUAUAAAACGAUGCAUGGUGGGCCGCAAAUCAUGCUAAAUUAUCUACGUUCCAAGUAUUGGAUAGUACGGGCUAGAGAAAGAGUCAAAAAAUGUUAUCGAGAAUGUGUUAAAUGUUUACGAUUUUCCCAACAAAAUAACAAUCAGCUUAUGGGUCAGCUUCCAAAAUGUAGGCUGAAACCUUCAAGACCCUUUAAAUCUUCUGGUGUUGACUUCACUGGGUUUAUAAAUAUUAGGUUCUCACCUGGAAGAGGAUCAAAAUCAUAUAAGGGGUACAUAUGCCUCUUCAUAUGUAUGUCCACCAAGGCGAUACAUCUAGAGGCAGUAUCGGACUUGUCAUCAAAGGGCUUCAUUUCUGCAUUUCGUCGAUUUGUAUCCCGAAGAGGACAAUGCGUCGAUUUAUAUAGUGACAAUGGAACUAAUUUUAUAGGAGCGGAAAGAGAGUUAAGAGACAUGUUCCUCAAUGCACAAUCAAAGCUCCCUAUAGAAAUCGCUCAGGUACUCGCAAACGACGGAACCUCGUGGCAUUUUAUCCCACCAAACGCACCCAACUUUGGUGGUCUAUGGGAAGCAGGCAUAAAAUCAGCCAAAACACAUCUUAAACGCGUAAUUGGAGAUUCUACUUUAACUUUCGAGGAACUCUCGACUAUUUUGACCCAGAUUGAAGCCUGCCUUAAUUCAAGGCCCAUGUCAUACUUGAGUGAAGAUCCCGGAGAUCCACAGCCAUUAACUCCCGGUCAUUUUUUAAUCGGUGAGCAAAUGGUUGCGAUUCCUGAUGAGGCUUCGACUGACGUACAUGUAACUGGCUUGCAGAGAUGGAAGAUGACACAAAAGAUGAUAAAUGAUUUUUGGAAAAAAUGGUCAGAAGAAUAG